UAGAAUUAACUUGAGUAGUUAGUUCAUGUGAGAGCUAACCGUUUAGUGAUUCACCGAAGUUGCUGUUUACCACAAAUAUGAAGUAUAUCUGUGUAUUUCCGUUAUUAUGCAUCUUCGUGACAGAGACUUCUGCUAAUUGUGGAAUCCGCAGAUCAUCUUACAAUACAAGAAUUGUUGGAGGCCAAGAUGCAGGACUUGGGGAAUUCCCUUGGCAAGUCUCUCUACAGAAAAGCAAUGCUCAUUUUUGUGGAGCAGCUAUUAUUAGUGAAUACUGGCUUGUGAGUGCGUCACACUGCUUCCCAUCAGCUGUGUAUCAUAAUGUUAGCGUAGUUGCAGGGACUGUUGACCGCUCCUCAGGUGGGCAAUCAUCUACAACUGCCAAGGUUUUUCUGCACGCCGGUUACAAUGACAAGAACUAUGAUAAUGAUAUAGCACUUGUGCUGUUGAAAGAGCCAUUUCAUUUUUCAGACAACGUCAAGCCGAUUUGCUUCCCUACUGAUCCAAAUAUGGAUGUGGAGUUAAUGAAUGUAUGUUGGGUUUCAGGAUGGGGUUUAACAAGUGCAGGGAGUAAAUCUUCUGCAGUAAAACAGCAGAAGCUGGAUAUGAAAGAAGACACUGACUGUGAUUGGGAUUUAACUCCCAACAUGCUCUGCAUGAAAAAUGACGAUUCUGCACGUAGUGGCUGUAAGGGAGACAGCGGAGGACCACUAGCAUGCCAAGACAAGAAGACAAAGGCCUGGAUUCUUGCUGGAGCAGUCAGUUUUGGUAAUCGACAGUGUAUAGGUUCGACUGUUUUUUCCAGAGUUUCCAAAUACAUUAACUGGGUCAAACUCAAAACAGCAGAUGCUGGAAGGCCUUUUGUCCCCACUCAUAUUACAGGAGAAGCACCUCAAGUAAUUCUUACAAGAACAGUAUCUGAUGCUGCCCCAGUUGUUGCUGUUAGUAAAAUAGAGCCAACUCAAGUGGAAGAAGAAAGAAAAGUAAGUGCUCAUAUUGUUCCACAAACAGUAAGUCCACUCACAAUCCGAAAAGCCCACACACCACCACCGCCACCACCUUCUUUCAGCCAUCCAGGAAGUAUGGACACUGCAGGCAAGCUAACUCCUGACAGAGUGACUGUUGCUAUUGUUUUAUCAGUUUUCUAUAACUUUAUUAUAAAUUAAACAAAGACGUGCUUAUUGCUG
Messenger RNA from Protopterus annectens (West African lungfish), 1184 nucleotides. RefSeq names its product serine protease 52-like. Gene Ontology annotation, biological process: proteolysis. The transcript has 5 exons. The record is from RefSeq and is a predicted model, not a curated record. NCBI's taxonomy places the organism in Eukaryota, Metazoa, Chordata, Ceratodontiformes, Protopteridae. Gene Ontology annotation, molecular function: serine-type endopeptidase activity. Bases 78 to 1163 code for a protein of 361 amino acids.